CGCUUUCUCGCCAAUUGCAACGCACCCAUGGGAGUAUACAUUCCGCCAAACAACAACAACGGCGACCAAAGUGGCGACCAAAACGGUGGCAACCCCCGCAAGCCCACUCCCGUGGAGCUAUUCCUUCGAGAAAAACUCAACUUCGGCACCAAUCCCAGCUUUGGCCUCCACUUCUGGGGUCCUCUAGUUCCUCCACCAGAUAACCGGACUGCCCUUAAGGCCCUAACAGCAGCCCAGUUUUUCCUUGGAUUAGGCCUCAUUUCCCGCUCCUUCGCCCUACGAUCCAGUCGCUUGCUUCGAAAUGGCCGCGUGCCGUCGUGGAGCCUCUCGUUCAAAAAGUACACCUAUGGGCUUGUUGGACUCAACUUGAUAUUUAACAGCGGGUUGGAAACAACUCGACUCAUAAGCCCAUUUGACCCGUGGCAGCAGGAACGCCAGUACUACACCGACCUCGCCCUCAGAAAUGGGCAGCCCGUGCACUGGUGGUUUGGGCCCAAAAACUAUGUUCCUAUGACCAUCGAUGCGUUUGUUGAGGAGCAGUUUGUAACCCAAGCAGUUCACCGCUUAAAGUCCCAGAAUGCCCAAGAUUUGGGCCAGUUCAGCGACACGGUGCAGGCGGCAGUGGUGCCACCACACCCGGCGGCCGCCAGUCGCCCCAUUCUUCAAAUCAGUAGUAUUUCCCGGUUGCUCGAUCACGAAAAGUUCACCCAGAUCUACAACAAUAUUCGCCAGGAAAAUGAAGCCAUUGCCAACAACCUCCUUACGAACCAGCUCAAGGACGAGCUGGAGAUCAACAAGGGCAACCGACUUGACUUGAUGAUGGAGGGAAAGUAUCAAUUUGUGGUGGAUGAAAAUUACCCCAAACCGCCUAUAGUUUUGGGAAAUAGGAGGCUUGAGACAGACGAUGAUUUGGACGCGGUGUGGGACUACUACGACCCGUGGGCGGAGUUGCAGGUGGAGACGGAUAUUAGUAUUCGGUUGAUUCCGCCUAGUCGGUUUGGGGAGGAGGAGGAUGUAGAUGAGGUGGGUGAAGCUUAGGAUUCAUAGAUAGAAACCGACAGACUAAGAGCAGAAACGAGACUGGAAAGGAGACUAAGAGCAGAAACGAGACUGGAAAGAAUACUGAGAGCAGAAAGAACACUUGAGAACCACAAGACUAGUGAACACUAAGAUUGGUGAAAGAACCCUUGAGAACCACAACCACACCAACCAGAAAUUAGCUCCAAUAUUCUGUUAUGCAUCACACUAGCUAAUAGCACCAUUCUCUAUCCAAUUACCCUACGUACCGCUUUAUAUGUCGUUCGUGUCCCAUAGACCUUCUCUCGCUAAUAUAUUAUAAUCUUCUGCUGUCACCCCUCAUUCUUUCGGGGUUACUACA
Yamadazyma tenuis ATCC 10573 is the source of this 1378-nucleotide messenger RNA. RefSeq lists its product as uncharacterized. Lineage: Eukaryota; Fungi; Ascomycota; Pichiomycetes; Serinales; Debaryomycetaceae. The record is from RefSeq and is a predicted model, not a curated record. Gene Ontology annotation, cellular component: mitochondrial inner membrane.